AACCCUAGAGCGCACUACGCACAAGAGCGUACUGUAGAAUCUCCCACAUUAAAUCCCAUUAACUAAAAACCACCGUUUACUUUCACCUGAUUAUUACCCUAUUUCUCAGGCGCCGAUUGUCGGAAUCUGACUCAACUGGCCUGCGUGGCCGGAAUCUGACCCAUGUCAAUUGACAGGCGCUCUACAUCAAAACCCUAAUCUUCCAUUGGUCACACUUUAUCCCACUCCUUUCUGUCUCUGCAACAAAAGCCUCGUGUAGUGGUCUCAGUUCUCAGAUUUACAAAAGAGCCCUUUUCGUUUUGCUGAAAUUGCAGUGGAGGAAAUGUGGGGAUCAGUGAAGCUUUCUUGGAUCUGGGUUUUGUUCACUUCUAUAAAUCUCAAUUUGUAGAAAUGGUUAAAUGUGCCAACUGGGUUCUAUGGUUGAGCAUUUUGGGUUGGUCAUAGAUUUUGUUUUCAGAAUCAGGUUUUGAAGUGAUCCAAUUUCUCCAUGGAAUUGAAGAAAGAGGAGGCUCUUAGAGCUAAAGAGAAUGCGGAGAAGCAAUUUGCAGAGAAAAACUUUGCGGGUGCAAAGAAUUUUGCUUUGAAGGCCCAGUCGGUGUGUCCGGACCUGGAGGGUAUAUCUCAAAUGGUGGCUACAUUUGAGGUUUAUAUUGCUUCUGAGGUCAAAGUUAAUGGUGAAACUGAUUAUUAUUCCAUUCUUGGAUUGUUGCCAACUGCAGACAAGGCAACUGUGAAGAAACAGUAUAGGAAGCUCGCUGUUUUGCUUCACCCUGAUAAAAACAAAACUGUUGGAGCUGAUGGAGCAUUCAAGCUUGUUUCUGAAGCAUGGACUCUGUUGUCAGAUAGUGCUAAGCGAAGCUCUUAUGAUCUCAGGAGGAGCCAACUAUUGUCGUCUGCAGUUGUCCAGAGAAGCUCGGCUUCAGCUCAUACUGCUGGGUUUACAGGCUUUGACAAUUGUUCCCAUUCACCAGUUACUCAUACUAGACUUGACACUUUCUGGACUGUUUGCACCUCUUGUAAAGUUCAGUAUGAGUAUCUUCGGAAGUACUUGAAUAAGAGACUCUCUUGUAAGAACUGCCGGGGUACUUUCAUGGCUGUGGAAACGGGGACAGCCCCAGUGAAUGGUUCAUUCCCUUACUGUUCAUGGUCGCACUUGCAUGAAAAUGGGUAUGGAACUCAUGGAUUCAAUGGGGUUACAUAUUUUCCUACCAAUGCAACUUUCUAUUCGCGAAAUGGGGUUUCAGGAUAUCAUUCUGGACAUGGGUCUGAGUAUGUUCCAAACGUGCCAUUCCAGUGGAGUUCAUUCCCUGCUGCUUCUACUGGAAUUGGGGGUCCUAAUGGAUCAGCUGCUAAAUCUGCUGAUGUUGUUUAUCAUACCACUGAGAGCAUUAAUAGAGCAGGAGAGAAGGUUAGAUCAGGAGCCAGUGGGAAACAUGCUGUCAAAAAUGGCAUGGUGAAUGUGGGUACCGUUUGUAAUGAACAUUUAGGCUCUAAGGCCAAUAGACCUGAUAAGAAAAGGAAAAUUGAAGGUAGAGGUGCAUCUAGAAAUGGGAAUGAUGAAACGGGUUCGAAAACGGCUACAGAAGUCACAACAGCUAAUGGAAAUGGAAAUGUUGGACUUAAUCCCAAGCUUUCCAUCUCAAGUGAGACCGUAGCUAAACGUCCAUCAGUUGCGCCCGCAUUUGAUGCUAGAAAGUUGUUAAUUGAGAAGGCAAGAACAGAAAUAAGAAAGAAAUUGGAAGAGAUGAAGUUGGCUGCGGCAGCGGCGGCAGAGGCAGCAGCAGCUGCAAAAGCAGCAAGAGAAGCAGCUGAAGCAGUUGCAGCAGCUGCAGCUAGGGAGAAUGUAGAGUUACCUAAAAGAGCAUAUCUGGGAGUUCCUGGCCAUCAGUCUGAACUGCAUAGGACUGGGUCUACUACUUCAAUAACAGUCCCUGACCCAGACUUCCACGACUUUGACAAGGACAGGUCAGAGGAAUGCUUCAAGCCAAAGCAAAUAUGGGCUAUAUAUGAUGAAGAAGAUGGUAUGCCUCGCUUAUAUUGUCUGAUCCGUGAAGUGAUCUCGGUGAAACCAUUUAAAGUUCAUAUUAGUUACUUGAACUCUAAAACUGAUGCCGAGUUUGGGUCCGUAAAUUGGAUAGAUUCUGGGUUUACCAAAUCUUGUGGAAAUUUCAGGGCAUGGAAUUCUGAUAUUGUUGAACAAGUUAACAUCUUCUCUCAUUUGCUAAGCGGCGAGAAGGCUGGCAGGGGAGGCUGUGUUCGGAUUUACCCCAAAAGUGGAAAUAUUUGGGCUGUGUAUCGGAACUGGUCACCAGAUUGGAAUCGAUCAACCCCAGAUGAAGUAAGGCACCAGUAUGAGAUGGUGGAGGUUCUUGAUGAUUACUCUGAAGAGCUUGGUGUAUGUAUUGUUCCCCUUGUUAAAUUGGAUGGUUUCAAAACUGUGUAUCAGAGGAAUACUGACAAGAAUGCCAUUCAAUGGAUUCCGAGAAGAGAGAUGCUACGCUUUUCACACCAGGUACCAUCCUGGUUACUUAAAGGAGAAGCAAGUAACCUGCCAGAAGGGUGCUGGGAUUUGGACCCGGCUGCAACUCCAGAUGAGCUGCUUCAGGCUGCAACUCCAGAUGAGCUGCUUCAUGCUGCAACAGAGGUGAAGGCUGAAUAGAAAUCUAGGCAAGCACAAGUAAGAAAGCCCACUUUUAGCUUUGUUCUGACAAUCCACGGUCUAAAUGUACAAAAGAUUCGAUACAUGGCUUAGGGCCAAGUCUCAGAAAAUUAGAAACUCAUGAGGAUCACAAGGUGAUCCUCAACAUUGAUUCCAGGUGAUUUUAAAGGCUUUAAUGUUAAUUGAGCAACUUAUAUGUGUAACCCCAGAUUUAUUGACUGCUUGUUUACAGAAAUGCUCUUCUUGAUCAUGGCAGCUGCACCAACUGCCAUUUAGUUAGUCAAAUAGCUACUCAUUCUUAGACGAGUGAUCUCCUGGUUGUAAAAUUAUUUGUUUCAGAUCAAUUUCUUACUGCAAUUCCCAUAAAACCUUGAUUAUUAGUUCUGUUUCUGAUCAGCUAUGUCUAUCUCUCUUUGAAUACACCAGGUGGGUUCAUUUGAAGAAUGAUGGAUUUUUUUCUUGGGCACAAUUGACGCAUCUCUAGGCAAUGCUGUGUGUGACCCAUAGGCCAUAGCCCAAGGCUUUAACCCUAAACCCAACACCACCCAUAACCCAACCCCUCUCCCCACUCUCCCACUAGCACUACUUGAAAAUAGGCUAUUAAUUUAUUAGAUUUCUGAUUGCCAUGUUUGGUUGCUGAGAAAAUAAAAAGACCAAAAUUUUUUAAUAUGCUUUCUGUUAUGUUUGCAACACAGAUAAAAGAUCUGCUUUUCCUUGAUUCACUUUUAAGAUGAAGGUGCAAAGAACUCAUCAGUACACAUUUUUUUGUGGGAUUUGAGCUAGUUUAUAUUGAGUGAAUUCAAUGGUCCAUCCCAUUAAAAACUACUUCUGUAAGGGAUUGGGAAUUAGUUCUUUCUAAUAUGUUUUACAGGCACUUCAAAACUAGAUUUGCCAUUGGAAAGAGAAAAGGGAAACGGAGAAAAACAUUGGAUUCGAAAGAGAUGGAGAAGUUUCUACGGUAGAAGAGGCUACCAAGGAGAUUAUACAAACAGGAAGAGAGCUGGGAAUAGGAAACGGGUAAAUGCAUCCUGCAUUUAUUUCCAGAACACUGAAAUUGGAAAUGAAAGUAGCGAUACUCAAGUAUUUUCACUGUUCAAAAUACCAUCAAAGUUUUCUCACCUGAGAAUCAGAGAUUGGGAGCUAAAUGCCCUAGUUGUGAGCCCAUAGAAUACAUUGUUACUUUGAUUGAAUUCAUUGACAGGUGAAAGCCCAUUGCAUCCAACUUAUCGAACUUUGUUUUUC
Messenger RNA from Vitis riparia (riverbank grape), 3901 nucleotides. RefSeq lists its product as uncharacterized. The coding region runs from base 488 to 2659 and encodes 723 amino acids. Lineage: Eukaryota; Viridiplantae; Streptophyta; Magnoliopsida; Vitales; Vitaceae. The record is from RefSeq and is a predicted model, not a curated record. The transcript is spliced from 2 exons.